AUGCGACCCGGUCAUACGUGGUCAGGUUAUACGUGGUUAGGUUAUACGUGGUCAGGUUAUACGUGGUCAGGUUAUACGUGGUCAGGUUAUACGUGGUCAGGUUAUACGUGGUCAGGUUAUACGUGGUCAGGUUAUACGUGGUCAGGUUAUACGUGGUCAGGUUAUACGUGGUCAGGUUAUACGUGGUCAGGUUAAACGUGGUCAGGUUAUACGUGGUCAGGUUAUACGUGGUCAGGUUAUACGUGGUCAGGUUAUACGUGGUCAGGUUAUACGUGGUUAGGUUAUACGUGGUCAGGUUAUACGUGGUCAGGUUAUACGUGGUCAGGUUAAACAUGGUCAGGUUAUACGUGGUCAGGUUAUACCUGGUCAGGUUAUACCUGGUCAGGUUAUACGUGGUCAGGUUAUACGUGGUCAGGUUAUACGUGGUCAGGUUAUACGUGGUCAGGUUAUACGUGGUUAGGUUAUACGUGGUCAGGUUAUACGUGGUCAGGUUAUACGUGGUCAGGUUAAACAUGGUCAGGUUAUACGUGGUCAGGUUAUACCUGGUCAGGUUAUACCUGGUCAGGUUAUACGUGGUCAGGUUAUACGUGGUCAGGUUAUACGUGGUCAGGUUAUACGUGGUCAGGUUAUACGUGGUCAGGUUAUACGUGGUCAGGUUAUACGUGGUCAGGUUAUACGUGGUCAGGUUAUACGUGGUCAGGUUAUACGUGGUCAGGUUAUACGUGGUCAGGUUAUACUUGGUCACGUUAUACGUGGUCAGGUUAUACGUGGUCAGGUUAUACGUGGUCAGGUUAUACGUGGUCAGGUUAUACCUGGUCAGGUUAUACGUGGUCAGGUUAUACCUGGUCAGGUUAUACGUGGUCAGGUUAUACCUGGUCAGGUUAUACGUGUUUUGCAAAGUUCCCUCUUCCUUCUUACACCCUUUCCCACCCUGCUCCCAUAGUUAAACGUAGCUUUGCUCUCGUCUGUGACGCAUACAAGCUGACAGAUAUUUGA
Bolinopsis microptera is the source of this 996-nucleotide messenger RNA. Its product is annotated as prisilkin-39-like. The record is from RefSeq and is a predicted model, not a curated record. NCBI's taxonomy places the organism in Eukaryota, Metazoa, Ctenophora, Tentaculata, Lobata, Bolinopsidae. The transcript has 3 exons.